GAAUUGUUAAUCUCUUUUGUUGUCUCUGUUGUCUUUCCUAACAGAGAAACUAAGCUUAGUAAGCCUGGAGGAUUGCUUUGGUCAAGGACAGAAAAGUGAGUUCAGAGGCUUCCUUGUCUGUCUAAGUCCAUUCAGACUGCUAUAACAGAAUCCACAGACUGGGUCUUUAUAAACAAUAGCAAUUUAUUGCUCAGAGUUCUGGAGACUAGAAGUCUGCAUGGUUAGGUGAGGGCUCUCUUCCACAUAGCAGAAUUCUCGUUGUAUCCUCACAAGGUGGCAAGGGACUCUGGAGCCUAUUGUAUAAGGCAGUAGUCUCACUCAUGAUGAUUUCACCCUUAAGAAUUAAGUACCUACCAAAGGCCUUACUAUUAAUACCAUCUUAUCAGGUAUUAGGAUUUCAGUGUUUGAAUUUUGAGGGGACACAAACAUUGCAUCCAUACAUUGUCUUUCCCACUUAGCAGCCGAAGGACUUGCUUGCAGAUGUGUCGUCUUGUACAUCUUUGACCUCAUAUCCCAGUUAUGUUGUGUCAGCACGGUAGGUAUUUAUAAUUUGGUCCUUUUGUUAGCCAGAUCUAGAGAGUUGAGUUGGAAACCUUGUUGAGUGCUACCUCAAGAAUUCCAUCAUUGCAGAUGUUUUGUUAGGUUAACUUAAAAACAGGUAUAUGUUGGUGUCAGUGAAGCGGGUCAGAGACAUUAAAUAAGCACAACAUUAAAAAGACAGCUGUCAGGGCUCCAGUCAGGACCCCCUGCAGCCCAGAAAAGCUGAAACAAGCCUGGCCGAGUCGGGAAAAGAUCUCAGACGGUUUUUCUGAGUCGGGCUGCCCUGGGGAGGAGCCUCCUGGGUCUCCAACGGCCCUGCUACCCGCCCAAGCCCCCAGGGGGUGCUGAGACCUAGUGGACCAGCUGCAUAGGACUGCCAGCUCCAGACAGGACCCCCUGCAGCCCAGACAAGCUGCAACAAGCCUGGCCGAGUCGGGAAAAGAUCUCAGACGGUCUUUCUGAGUCGGGCUGCCCUGGGGAGGAGCCUCUUGGGCUUCCAGUGGCCCUGCUACCCGCCCAAGCCCCCAGGGGGUGCCCCACUCCCGCAGAAUAGCUGCUCAGCACCACCAGCCCCCUGGAAGAGCCCCUGCAGCCCAGAAAAGCUGCAACAAGCUCGGCCGGACUGUGAAAAGAUCCGCCUACAUUCUCAGGCUGUCCUUCUGAGGUGGGCUGCCCUAGGGAAGAGCCUCUUAGGUUCUCAGCGACCCAGAUAGCUGCUCCAGCCCCCAGGGGGUGCUGCACUCCUGAGGAACAGCUGCCCAACACCGCCAACCCCCUGCAAGAACCCCACAGCCUAAAAACACCAGAGCAAGCUCUGCAUGACCAAGUGAAAUCUGCUACCAUCGUGAUGUGGACCUCCCAGUUCUGUCUUCCCUCAGGAAGCCCUCCUUUGCUUCAAAGAAACACUGUUAGCCCCAUUAACACUCCAGAAAAGCCACACUGCCUCAAAAAAGAUUGAGCACCAACGCCAGCCCUCAGGAAAUAUUCCACGGCAGUGACAAGGCAAACACUGCCCGAUAACGGAGAGUACAACUCCCUCAGGAGAAAGAAAACAACAAGCAAGAUGAAGAAGCUGAGAAACCACCCCCAGUCAAACCAACAGGAGAACUCACCUAAAACAGUCAACAAUGAAACAGAUCUCUGCAGUCUGACAGACCUGGAGUUCAAAAGAGAAAUAGUGAAAAUACUGAAGGAAUUAAGAGACGAUAUGAACAGUAAUGCAGAUACCCUCAGAAAGGAGCUAGAAAAUGUAAGGAGGAGCCAAGAAAAACUAGAACAUUCAUUUGCAGAGAUGCAAACUGAACUAAGGGCAGUAAAAACCAGAAUGAAUAAUGCAGAAGAACGAAUCAGUGAUAUGGAAGAUAGAAUAAUGGAAAUCACUCAAUCUGGUCAACAGACAGAAAACCGAAUCAAAAAACUGGAAAGCAAUAUAAGAGACCUAUGGGAUAAUAUAAAGCGGGCCAAUCUACGCAUAAUAGGAAUUCCAGAAGGAGUAGAAAAAGAUAAGGGGAUGGAAAAUAUAUUUGAAGAAAUUAUCGCUGGAAACUUCCCAAAUCUAAAGGAUACUGGGUUCAAGAUACAAGAAGCACAGAGGGCCCCAAACAAACUGAACCCAAACAGACCCACACCAAGACACAUCAUAAUAAAAAUGGCAAAAGUUAGUGAUAAAGAGAGGAUCCUAAAGGCAGCAAGAGAAAAACAGAAUGUUACCUACAAGGGAACCCCCAUAAGAAUAUCAGCUGAUUUCUCUACAGAAACACUACAGGCCAGGAGGGAAUGGCAAGAGAUAUUUAAAGUGCUCAAAGGAAAAAAUAUGCAACCUAGAAUACUCUAUCCAGCAGAAUAUCAUUUAAAAUAGAAGGGGAAAUAAAAAAUUUUUCCCAACAAACAAAAACUUAAAGAAUACAGCAACACAAAACCCAGGUUAAAGGAAAUAUUGAAAGGGCUUCUCUAAACCAAAAAGAAAGGCAGGAAAGGGAAGAAAAAAGAAAAAAGAAGAAAGAAGAAGAGGAAGAACUAGGACUGAGGAAACCGCAAUCAGAGAGCAGUCACUCAAAUAAGCCAGCAUACAGAUUUAAUCAUGAACAUGCUUCAAACAAAAUAAAAUUAAAAGGAAAAAAAUAAGAAAGAGUCAUCAAAACCAUAAAAUGUGGGCAAGGGAUGUUAGGAGGUAAAUAACCCUUUUUGUUUGUUUGUAUGUCUCUCUUAACUUUAAUAUAGUAAUGAAGGGUUUGAACUUACAGGACCAUCAGGCUAAAACACACAAUUAUGGGAAGGGGUUAGCAUACUUAAAAAACAGGGCAACCACAAGCCAAAGCCAAAUAUUGCAUUUGAAAAAAAGAAAAAAAUACGCUCAAGCAGAUAAUAACAGGAGACCAUCCAACCAAAAAAAAAA
Sus scrofa (pig) is the source of this 2935-nucleotide messenger RNA. Lineage: Eukaryota; Metazoa; Chordata; Mammalia; Artiodactyla; Suidae. The record is from RefSeq and is a predicted model, not a curated record.